AAGAAAUGUUUUUUAAAUCCAUAAAGAUUUUUCGUUCCUAAAUGCGAUACUGAUAGAAACAGUUCGGCUUCUGCUUCAAAAUUUCUCGUUAAUACCGGCAAUCAGCUGCAACAGCAUUGGCUACGGACCAAAAAACAGAGACGCACAGGGACGGCUCAGCGCUCCCACUCCCCGGCAAUAUCGUUCAAUUACUGGCCGUAGUCGCAGUCGCGAUCCACACACCCACACAUCACCAUGAGUCAGACGCCAUCGACUUUUAAUUCGCCACGCAACCGCUACUACAAUCCCGUCUCAAAGAUUCAGUCGCUCAUCCACAAUCUGGACGCCGAGCUGGUGCAGCUGUGCAAGCAAUGUUCCGUGCCCAAGCCGUUGGCUAAUUUCAACUACAACAGCAACAGUCUCAGCGCGCACAGCAGCAGCUUGGGCAGCAGCCAUCAGCAGAAGGACAGCCUGAACGCUCUGCUAUCGCGUGCUCGCUCCAACAGCAUCUCGUCGACGUCGCAACGGACUCUUACUCCGGAGGCGCACAAGCGCCAGAUGCGGAAUGUCUAUCGAACGCGUGUUAUCGAUGCGUAUCGGAACCGUCGCAUUUUCACCGUCUACGGCAACUACCACACGGUUCGGCGAGCUCUGAUGCGUCGUGGCUGGCUGGAGAAACUGCCGCCCGCCCGCUUCGCUAAGCUGCAGACCAUGCCGGAAGACGUGCUGCUGGAUCAUGCGCGUCGCGGCAAUGACUACGAAGCCGUCAUCAUAUCGAAGAUGAUCAACCACUUUCCGGCCUUCUUCAUUUGGCAGGGGAAGGGUCAACGCGAUCAGUGCGCCGAGGUGCUGCCCUAUCGAAAUCGCGUGAGACGCAGCCAGUUCCUGGACUUCUCCACGAAGGUGGGAUUGGUGGGCUGCGCCGAGCAGGAGCGCUGGUUUCGCGAGGAGGGCGUUUGCGCCAUGAGCCAUCCACGUUUCUAUCGCCUGGGCGGCAAUAGUGUGGAGGAGCGGUUGGCCUUUAUUGAGGACUUCCAGCAGACGGCGGCGCGUUCGCUGCUCCGCUACAUCAAGGAGCACAGUCCCGAGGAGCUGGCAGAUCCCGAAAACGGCACCAUUCUCAGUAGCACAUUGGACUUUGCGCUGAAUAGGGUGAGGAAUAUGAUGAACUUUGCGGAUCCCAAGGCCUUGGAGGACAAGCCCAUAAAGCCACCCACGCCCGCCGAAAUGGUGGAUAACCAAACGUUUAUGCUCCAAGCAUCCGAGGUAUACAAGUCGCAGGCCAAGUUCCGCAUCUCUGAGAAGGUAAUGUCCGAGUAUGCGCGACUCGCCGCACAAUACCUCGAACAAAUCGAGUCUGUACGACCCGAUUACUGCUGGGAUGGUUGUCGCAAUCUAUGGAUACUGAAGCCGGGCUAUCAGUCGCGUGGAAUCGGCAUUGUAAUACGCAACUCCCUGGAUGACAUUCUGCAGUGGACGACGAACAAUCAGAACAAGAAGUAUAUUGUGCAAAAGUAUAUUGAACGCCCUUUGCUCGUCUAUCGCACCAAGUUCGACAUACGCCAGUACAUGUUGAUCACUAUCACCGAGUCGCUGGUGACUAUUUGGACCUAUCGGGAUUGCUAUUUGCGGUUUAGCUCCCAGGAGUUCACCAUGGAUGAUUUGCGGGAGUCUAUACACUUGACCAAUAACUCAGUGCAGAAGCGCUAUAAGAAUAAAAUGAAUCGGGAUUCCCGUCUGCCCAAACACAAUAUGUGGUCGCUGGAUCAGUUCAAGAGUCAUCUCCGACAUGUGGGUGCUCCAGAAAAUACCUGGUCCCACAUCUAUAAUGGUAUGAAGCAGAAUCUUGUGGCUGUGGUCAUGGCCAGUCUGGAUGAGACGGAGUUGGUUCAGAACGCCUUUGAGCUAUAUGGCUGCGACUUCAUGCUGGACGAGCACUACAAUCCGAUACUGAUCGAGAUCAAUUCGACGCCCGAUUUGUCGCCUUCAACGGAGGUGACUGCACGCAUCUGCCCGAUGGCGCUCAAGGACUGCAUUCGCGUGGUGGUGGACUUGAGCAAGAAUCCAAUGGCGCCUACGGGUCUCUUUGAGCGUGCUUUUGAGGUCUCGUACAACCUCAAUAAGGCGAUGGAUUCCCAGCAGCAGAUGGAAUUGAGCGGCAUUCAAAUGACUCUAUUCGAUGCUCUGCCAAAGGUUAAGACCCGUACCCGCUUUUUGCGCAAAAUUUUGAACAAUGUGAAGUCAUCGACGAGUCGGAAGCUGGGCGGAAAGGAGAAGGAGAAGGAGAAAGAGCACGUUUCAAAGAAAACGACAAAGGCUACGAUCAGCAAACAUAAAAGGAAAAAUUCAAAGAGCGCGGCUGAUUCAAAAUCAAGCUCCGCUUCCCCUUCCCGACAAGUCUCUAUGACGAAUACGGCGAUCGGAACUGGUGGCAAAACGAUUUUAAACUCAGCAAUACGUGAAAACUUGGCAUUACAGUAUACUGCGCCUAAAUAAAACCACUGGAAAGGCUAAUCAUUACAGCGAAGGAUAUAAUCUCAUAAGGCGUCCUUUAAAGGCCAAUUAAUGAGAUAAGAAAAUUGCAUAGAAGUAAACGAGAAACCAAUUAAGUGAUGAGAAAUUCGUAAUAGUUUUUAAAAUAUAUAUAUAGUAUGUAUAUAUUAAACAUGAAUAUCUUACAAUACACACUAAACAUUAUUUCCGAUAACAAUAAAAAUACGCAAUUAUGAUAUUUAACUAGAAAAA
Scaptodrosophila lebanonensis is the source of this 2724-nucleotide messenger RNA. It is a transcript of the gene TTLL3B, whose product is annotated as tubulin glycylase 3B. NCBI's taxonomy places the organism in Eukaryota, Metazoa, Arthropoda, Insecta, Diptera, Drosophilidae. Gene Ontology annotation, cellular component: cilium. Gene Ontology annotation, molecular function: protein-glycine ligase activity, initiating. The transcript has 4 exons. Gene Ontology annotation, biological process: cilium assembly; protein polyglycylation; cilium movement. The coding region runs from base 235 to 2475 and encodes 746 amino acids. The record is from RefSeq and is a predicted model, not a curated record.